AUGGCAGCCUGCACUGAAACACUCACGGACCUGGCCUCCCAGCUCUCUGGCAUCGCCACUUCGCCCGCCAGCGACGCGGAAAAGAAUGCUGCCGCUGCCGGAAUCGCCAAGCAGAUACUCAAGACAGUCCGAACUCCCUAUCCUGAUUGGAUGGAGAAGGCAUUUGCGAAUGUAGAGAUCACGGCACUGCGGCUUUGCAUUGAUUGGGGCGUUUUUGCCGCCAUCCCGGAACAAGGCACAAUCUCGUUCUUGGAACUUGCCAAGCAAGUGAAAUCAGAGACAUCGCUGAUUCCCUUGAAGCUGCCUGAAUACUUCAUCGAGUACGGUCGCCGCGAGCCAGUUACCCGUCUCCACACGCCUCAUGCGUACAGUCACGGCCAGCCCGACAGGGACAUAUGGGAAAUCCAAAAGGAAAGUCCUGAGCGCAUGAAGCGAUUCAUGGCAGCGAUGGAUGUGUUGCAAAAGUUCAUCCCGUUGGUUGGCAUGUACGACUUCAGCUGGGUCAAGUCAAAGCUCGCGGAAGACAAAGAUCGCGUCAUUCUCGUCGACGUUGGCGGCGGUAAAGGCCACGCCAUCAAGGCUAUUCUUAACGAGAACCCCUUCAUUCCCGCAGAGAGAGUUGUCUUGGAGGAUCGCGACGAGAUCAUCGAGGAGGUGGCCGCAUUGACGGAGCCCGAGCUUAAGGGCGUUCAGCUUCAAGUGCAUGAUUUCCACAAGCCGCAGCCUGUCAAGGGCGCACUGAUCUACUGGAUUCGCCGAUGCCUACAUGACUACGGCGACGACGUCUGUGUGAAGAUGCUAACGCAGCUCUCGGACGCCAUGGCUUCGGACAGCAAAGUUCUCAUCAGUGAGAUGGUUAUGUCGAAUCCUCCGGAUCCCCUGGCCGCUAUGAACGACUUUGGCAUGCUGGAAAUUGGAGGAAAGGAACGGACCGCGGACGAUUGGGCAGAGCUGGUCGCACGGGCAGGACUGAAGAUGGAAGGAAUUCAUGGCUUGGACAAGAAGAUGCAGGUCAUCGAGUGCAUCAAGGCAUGA
Messenger RNA from Colletotrichum chrysophilum, 1035 nucleotides. RefSeq lists its product as uncharacterized. Gene Ontology annotation, molecular function: O-methyltransferase activity. The record is from RefSeq and is a predicted model, not a curated record. The coding region runs from base 1 to 1035 and encodes 344 amino acids. NCBI's taxonomy places the organism in Eukaryota, Fungi, Ascomycota, Sordariomycetes, Glomerellales, Glomerellaceae. The transcript is spliced from 3 exons.